CCUGCACACGACGAGCAGACGAGCACACAACUGAAAAUGCAGCGCCUUCCAGUGGUUACUUGCUCUGUCGCGCCCUCUAGCCCAAAUCCACCCAUAACCCCUCUGCGUCAACAACAACAACUCGUCCGGAACCACUGCUCGUCGUUGUUUGAUUGUUUUGGUCAGGUUAACUUCGUCGUUAGGACGGAGACACUGUGCCUCUGAGGUUUGUCGUCUGGUCUACAAUGGCAAGCACUUUUAGUCUUUCUGAGGAGGAUCUGUUUGAGUUUGAGUCGUUUUGUGACCAGAAGUACUCAGAUGAAAAUUGUAAGAAAUACGGCUUCUUUAAGGUCAAGCUUGAUUCAAAAUGUGCUGAGCAAUCUUCUACAAUGGAAGAGUUUUUCAAACAGUUCGGACUGGUUGCUCAAAAGAAAAUAUGUAAGGGUGUUCUUCUUAGCAAUGUAAAUGACAACAGAUUAUUUGGACUUCAAAAUGUUGCACCCUCAGCGUCAGAGAAAGAUGCCUUCAUGUCUACAAGUUUUGACCCUGGGUCAUUUCAAGACCCUAUUUCACCAACAAAUUGUUGCAUGAGUGUACUACAGAUGGAGGGACAAGAGGCAUUUCUGCAACAUUUUUUUGAUGCGGUGACAUCAAACCCAAAGGUGAAGCGAAGUAACUUUCAUGAUGACAUCAGGGUUAUUCGAAAGAGAGCUGUUACCCAAAAAGCAGAGUUUGUAAAGAGACAGGCGUACCGAAGCUGUCCAACCACACAAAGCAAGAAGAGGUGUCUGGAGAUGGCCAUGAGCAACGAGAAGAUAUAUGAAUCUUCUUCUUCGGAAGAUUUAUGUCUGUGUGAUGCUUGUGAUGUAGAGUAUUGUCACCACAAGCAAAAAGACUCGCAGGAUUUUGGUGAGCUUAAAAGUUGUGACCUCUUGUACAGCUCUUGCAUAGAGGAAUGCCAAAACAAUUAUGUUCACUUAACGGAGAAUUUUGCUAUGGCACACCUGUGCUUCAAGAACAUGCUUACUGACCUUAGUGGUGUGUAUGCUGGAGUUUCAUACCCCUUCCUGUACCUGGGUGGAGUUCAUUCUGUAUUUCCUCUCCAUGUUGAAGACCUGAGUACCUGGAGUUUCAAUUUUCUUCUCCAUGGGUUGCCCAAAUUUUGGAUCAUAAUUCCACCCACAUCUGUCGGUCAACUGACAGAUGCUCUAAACAGGAGAGGGUUCUUCUACAACCAUAGGUGGUGUCGCAACAACCUGAGCCACAAGUUUUUCCUUCCUACUCCUCAAUUUUUCAAAGAAGAAGGGAUACCCUUUGAAGUGGUCAUCCAGGAAAAAGGAGAGGGUAUUGUACUUCUCCCUAAUGCAGCGCACUGUGGUGGCAAUUUUGGCCCUAAUCUGGCAGAGGCCUGUAACUUUGGAACAAAUGCUUGGAUUCCUUAUGGAUGUGUGUCUUUACGCUGUCCUUGCAUGAAGGACAGCGUACACACAAACCUCAGCGAUUUAGUGGCUGUCCAUGCUCCUGAUCUAUUAGAAGCCUACAUCAAUAACAACAUCUUUGAAGUUGUAAAAGACCAGUAUUUUCAGGAGUCACUUGUAGUCAGUAAGAGAGAAUGUGAAGCUUAUCUACCUGUCUUCAAGCAUUCGUCAUCAAAGAGGAAGAUCAUACCACCAUCCAGUGUCAAUGCAUCCAGGGUUAAGUGUCCUGUAUGUGAUGUAUCAUGGGCUUCUGUUCAAAAGACUAAUAUAAUGGCACACUUAAACAAAUACCAUGCACAUCGAAUGAAAGAUGAUGAUGUCAUCAAAUUUCUUGAAAUGUUUUCAGUUUCUAAAAAGAAGAAGCUUUAGCUGACACAGUGUUCUAUUUCAAUCAGUGUCUGGUGUUGUUUUGUCAUUUUAAUUCACAUAUGCAUUACACCCAAAACUGAUUUGUGAUUUUUCUGGUCUGGGUUAGGUUGUAAUUAAAUCUAUUUGUUUGAUUUUGUG
Thrips palmi is the source of this 1964-nucleotide messenger RNA. RefSeq lists its product as uncharacterized. Gene Ontology annotation, molecular function: histone H3K9 demethylase activity; histone H3K36 demethylase activity. The transcript is spliced from 7 exons. Gene Ontology annotation, cellular component: nucleus. Lineage: Eukaryota; Metazoa; Arthropoda; Insecta; Thysanoptera; Thripidae. Gene Ontology annotation, biological process: chromatin remodeling. Bases 225 to 1826 code for a protein of 533 amino acids. The record is from RefSeq and is a predicted model, not a curated record.